This is a messenger RNA of Eurytemora carolleeae, 1299 nucleotides long. RefSeq names its product guanine nucleotide exchange factor VAV2. Gene Ontology annotation, molecular function: guanyl-nucleotide exchange factor activity; protein binding. Lineage: Eukaryota; Metazoa; Arthropoda; Copepoda; Calanoida; Temoridae. Gene Ontology annotation, cellular component: cytoplasm. The annotation marks the transcript as partial. The transcript has 8 exons. The record is from RefSeq and is a predicted model, not a curated record. Gene Ontology annotation, biological process: cell migration; regulation of GTPase activity.
AANCUAGACAUUGUUUUUAGUCCAAUCAAAGGGCUGACAUGAGUUUUAACCAAUGAUAGGUAUGGAUUUCAAAUCCUAACCAAUGGGAAAUCCUGGUUUAGAUUGCUUAACAAAAUAUACUCCUAUUGUAACAAACAAAUUUACACAAAAUAAACUGUGAUUAGGGAAUUGGAACAUUAAUAAUUAUGAUUUAUAGAACUUUUCUAAACUUUUGUCUUCCAUUUAUUGACUUUAUUUCAAAUGAUAAAUUUAACAGCACAUUUUUUUAUUUCCUUGACAUUUUAUUCAGUGUCAAAAAAAAACAAUAAUCAAAGUUUUAAAAAUUUUCUUAGCAAUUUGCUCAUUUUUGGAGCAAUCAAAAUAACAAUAUAGUAUUGGUUCAAGUCAGCCUCAACAAAAUACACAAUUUCCGCUUUCCAACCAAAAUUCACAAGUUCAGCGUGGCAAUAAUAAAUUAAUAAUAAAUUGACAGUUUAAACUAGAAAUUAAGGGAUUUAUAUUUAUUUGCAUCAUAUGUGUUAAAUCCAUACUGUUUUUAGAUUUGAUUUAUUUAUUUCAGGUUAAAAUGUGGAGAUAGAUAGAUAAUCAGUUUGAUAGAUAGAUAAUUUUUGCAAUGGCUGAACUAUGGAAGCAGUGUGGGGAUUGGCUGGUCAGACUACAGGUGCUACCUCCUAACCAUAGAAUUUGCUGGCCUGAUGCAACCUUACAGGAUCUGGCGUUUGCUCUAAGGGACGGUGUCCUGCUUUGUCACCUUGUGCACACAAUAGACCCUUCAACCCUUGAAAUGAAACUUGUGAAUCAAAGACCUGCUCUAGCUCAGUUUCUUUGCCUCAAGAAUAUCAGACUGUUCCUGACUUCCUGUUCUAAAUAUUUUGACAUGAAAGAAACUGAUCUUUUCCAACCCUCAAUGCUUUACGACUACUCGGAUUUUGCUCAGGUUCUGCACACCCUAUCCCGUCUCUCCCUGACCCCCCGGAGCCUAGGGAAAUGUAAACCUGGGUUUCCUGCAGCUGCACUCGCACCAUCACAAGAUGAGGAACAGAUUUACAGAACCCUUGAGGAUAUGGUGACAGAAGACCAGUAUGCUGAUUUCUAUAAUACUCAUGGACUAGGGGGAGCUGGGAACUAUGGAACACAGUCCAACCAUUACUUUAACCAAGGAGAGAAAGAGGAGGAUAUAUAUAUGAGGAUCUAUUAUGAGACUGAUAAAAAGAUUGUGUUUAUGAACAUCAAGGAGCUAGGGGAGAACCAUGCAGGGUUCUACAAGGAUAUUCUAGAGUCAGUUACUGGAAAAUCAAG